CACGCAGAGACUGAGGAGAGAACUGCGCUCUGACAAAAUCCCAGAGUUCAAACUGUUUUUAAGACACAACUUCUGCGUGUUACUACAGUUUACCAACAAUAACUAGUUUUAUUGGAGUAAACAAGCAUCUAAAUUGCGCAGGGCAGCUAACCCGCCUCAGCUGAGCGCGCUCCUGGAUCUGGUGAUGUGACAACCCGGCUGCGCCACAGUGGCGCUUUUACGCGCGAUGGAGGAGCUUUUACGCGCGCAGGACGCCUGGUCCCAGAACGGUUCGUGGUGCAACGCGAGUCGGGUGAAUGAAAGCCACGCGGGGAACGACACGGUGAACCCCCUGAAGCGGAACGAGGAAGUGGCCAAAGUGGAGGUGGCCGUGCUGGUCCUGGUGCUCCUUCUCGCUCUGACGGGCAACCUGUGCGUCCUGUGGGCCAUCCACACCACCAAGCACGGCCAGUCCCGCAUGUUCUACUUCAUGAAGCACCUGAGCAUCGCGGACUUGGUGGUCGCGGUCUUUCAGGUCCUGCCUCAGCUCAUCUGGGACAUCACGUUCCGCUUCUACGGACCCGACUUCCUCUGCAGGCUGGUCAAGUACUUCCAAGUCGUGGGGAUGUUCGCGUCCACCUACAUGCUGGUCCUGAUGUCAGUGGACAGGUGCUUGGCGAUCUGCCAGCCGCUGCGCACAGUCCACAAGGGGAAAGACCGGUUCUGCGUGAUCGCGUCUUGGAUCCUCAGCCUGGUCUUCAGCACCCCGCAGGUCUACAUCUUCUCGCUUAGGGAGAUGGGGGACGGCGUGUAUGACUGCUGGGGGGACUUCGUGGAGCCGUGGGGCGCCAAAGCCUACAUCACGUGGAUGAGUCUCAGCAUUUACAUCCUUCCCGUGGCGAUUCUGAGCAUCUGCUACGGCUUGAUAUGCUUUAAAAUUUGGCAGAACAUCAACAUGAAAACCAGGAGGGAGCACUUCUUGGCUCUCACCCCGAGGCCGUCCAAGGGCGCGCAUCCACUGGCGCGCGUCAGCAGCGUCAGGCUCAUCUCCAAAGCCAAAAUCCGCACAGUCAAAAUGACUUUUGUCGUGGUCCUGGCUUACAUUGUGUGCUGGACUCCGUUUUUCUUUGUCCAAAUGUGGUCUGCGUGGGAUCCUGCUGCACCAAGGGAAGACAUCCCCUUCAUCAUCUCCAUGCUGCUGGCCAGCCUGAACAGCUGCUGUAACCCUUGGAUCUACAUGUUCUUUGCUGGUCACCUCUUCCAGGACCUGCUGCGGUGCUUCUUUUGCUGCGGCAGACGCUCUCUGGCCGACUCUUCCUGCAGCUGCGACCAUCAGUGCAAGCACAAGAGCCCCUCCUCCACUUACGUCAUCAAGAACGCCGGCAGCCAGAGGAGCCUAUCGCACACGUCCAGCACAGGGGGGCCGGCGCACUGAGCCUUCUAAGCUUCCUGUUGUUGACUUAUCCAGAAACCAUGCGAACGCUCAUACUUCAGGCAUUUAAUCAACUCCAGCAGAGCUGCGCCUGCCGCAGCACAAUGCGUGUUGUCACAUACCUUAAAUUAGGCCAAACAGAAAAUAUAAACCUGCUGUCCAGCAAAAAAAGGAAAGCCCUGUGAUAACAGAAAGUAAGACAAAGCGCUUUUGUGCUCAAAAUGAGGGCACAGCAGGGUGGAAAGGGAAGUUUGAAGCACAGGUACAUUAUAUACCGUGUUAAUUUGAGUUUCACGGGACUUGUGACAGUUAACAAAAAGGAUUAUCAACUUCUAUCAACUUCUAUCACUGCAGCUGUCAGCUCCAACCAGACCACAGCAUGGACUAAAUCUUCCUUCAGUAAAAGUUUCAUCUUUGCAGCUCUGAAUAAACUCCUGUUCUCAGAGAGAAAGAUGGAGGAAUUACUGUUAAAUAUAAGUUGAAGCUUGAUUGUGUCCAUGUCUUCGUGUAAGCUAAAAUAUUAUAUAUACUGAAUGUUCAGCAUUAAACGAUUCUUCCUUUAUCUUUAAAUGUAAACAACUGUCARGGUUUUUCAACAUGGUUCUGUUCUUUAGUUGGCUCAGAAUAUAGAUAAAGGGAAUGUUCUCUCCUGAGCUCCCACUCAAUCCUUAAAGGGAACGUAAUGUGGAAAGAGAUUUAAAGGGAUGUACAUCUCCUGACAUCUUUCAUGGCAAAGUUUUAAGUAAAURUCUCAUGCGAUGUGUUGUCACUUAUAAAAUUGUUGGGAAUGACUCUGAGCCAUGACCACGCCAGAUUUUAGCCUAUUUGCUGUAAAACUGGCCUAGCUGUGCAUUUGAAAAAGUUGAACAAUGGCAGCAGCAAUUUUGAAUCAAGUUGUAGAUGUAACUCCAAUGAUUACACUGAAAGAGUGUCAAAUCUGCUCACUGGUUGUUAAUAUAUUUUGUUAACAGAUAAACAUACACAGAUUACAGACAUGGGUCUUAUUGAGUGUCUGUAGUCACGACCAACUCAAACUAUAAAAAWUGACUUUUUGUUUGGGUCCUCCAAAUAAGUUAUUCAAUGAGCAAGUCAAAAGUAUGGCUUCAGAGUAAAAUCAUGACUGAACUGACARUGAAGGGUUCACAGGAAAGUACGGUGCAAAAGUCCUGAGCUGUCCCUCAUCUUUUAAAUCUUUUCUCCUAACAAGCGUUCCUUUUUUGGAUUUUUUAAGUAGUUUUAUUUCUUUUGGCUU
Molecule: messenger RNA, 2663 nt
Organism: Austrofundulus limnaeus
Lineage: Eukaryota; Metazoa; Chordata; Actinopteri; Cyprinodontiformes; Rivulidae
Product: isotocin receptor
Exons: 3
Coding region: 227-1414 (395 amino acids)
Biological process (GO): positive regulation of vasoconstriction; regulation of systemic arterial blood pressure by vasopressin; G protein-coupled receptor signaling pathway
Cellular component (GO): plasma membrane
Molecular function (GO): vasopressin receptor activity; oxytocin receptor activity; peptide binding
Source: RefSeq, a predicted model, not a curated record